This is a messenger RNA of Sporothrix brasiliensis 5110, 1743 nucleotides long. RefSeq lists its product as uncharacterized. The record is from RefSeq and is a predicted model, not a curated record. Lineage: Eukaryota; Fungi; Ascomycota; Sordariomycetes; Ophiostomatales; Ophiostomataceae. The transcript has a single exon. Bases 1 to 1743 code for a protein of 580 amino acids.
AUGGUCAACCUCAGCCGCGUUGUGCGCGCCCUCGGCCUCGCCUCCGUCUUUUUCCUUCGCGUGGCCGCCGACAGCCAGGGCUCCUCUCUCUGGGACCCGCCCGUCGACAACGAGGCCAACGUCUACGCUCGGGUGAUUGAGCUGCAGCACGCGGCCGACCACAAGGUCAAUGGCCGCCUGCUGGCCACCUGGGAGCACUGGUACACCACCGGCCCUGACACCGCGGUCGGCAACGGUACGGCGGGCGGUUUUAUCAUCCGUGCCAGUGACGACGGCAGCGAUUCCUGGGCGACGUUGACGACCGUCGAGGACACGGCGUCCGGGCCACAGCAGCCGCUGUCCCUCUUCUGGCAGCCGUUCCUGUUUGAGUUCCCCGUCGCUCUGGGCAAGUAUGCCGCCGGCACGCUCUUGCUGGUGGGCAACCUCGUGCCGCAGGACAAGAGCACGACCAACUUUUACACGUGGCGGUCGACCGACCACGGCACGACGUGGAAAGCUGUGGGACACCGACCCUGGCAGACAGGCGGUCCGCCGAGCGCCGGCAUCUGGGAGCCCUUCCUCUACCUCGACAAGCACAACCGGCUGGUGGCCGUGUUUUCCGACGAGCGCCAGAACACGGCGCACAGCCAGAUGCUGGUGCACGUCGUGUCGACGGACGGCGGCGACUCGUGGGGCGACGUGGUCGUGGACGUCGCCAGCGACGCCCAGAGCGACCGGCCCGGGAUGGCCACCGUGGCGCGGUUGCCCAGCGGCCAGUAUGCCAUGAGCUACGAGGUGUGCGGCCGGCCGGGGUGCCCGGUGCAUGUGAAGACGGGCGACGGCACCGAGUGGCGGGCCGCCGACAUCGGGAGCCCCGUCGUGUCCGACCACAUGUACGCGGGCUCCAGUCCGUACAUGAUCUGGGACCCCAGCACCGAACAGCUCGUCUUGUCCAGCCAUGCCAUCUGGGACGACGCGACGGACACGCAGGCACCGCCGACCCGCCGGGCCGUGUUUACCAACAGCGACAAGAACGGCGCCGGCGCUUGGUCGUGGUCGCCGGCCCCCUGGGCGGCCAGCAAUGCCUCGGCCGCGUGCAACGCCAACUACAGCCCACACCUUCUCCCGCUCCAAGGCGGGACGAUCCGGUACACCACGCCGUCCAGCGAGGGCGCCUCGGGUCUCUGCUCGGAACGCACAGGCGCCGCACCGGUCGGCGUCCUGCCGUACCGCGCCGACUUUGCUGCCCACGGACAGCUGGGGUGGUUCGACCUCGGCGGAAGCUGGUCGGUCGACGGCGACGCGUACUCGGUGGGGUCGGUGGGCAACAUCGACGCCCGCGCCGUCACAGGCUCCUCGGGGUGGACCGACUACACGGUGGCGGCAGACGCCAUGAUUGUCGGCAGUUCGGGCGUCGUUGGGCUCAAUGCCCGUGUCACGUCUCCGUGGAAUGGCCUCAACGCCUUCAAGGGCUACACGGCUGCCAUCAACAGCUUCACGGGCAACCUGACGCUCUCCCGCGAGGCGCACGCUAUGGUGGUGCUGUCCAGUGUGGCCCACCCGGGCGGCGUCGUCGGCAACACCUGGUACCACUUGUCACUGACCGUCCAUGGGCACGAGCUGACUGCCUCUGUAUCGUCUGCUACAGGGAAGACGACGACUACUGUAACCGCUGUGGACAACAGCUUCCCGCAGGGCAUGGCGGGGCUGCUAGUCAACGAUGGCGCGGGAAGUUUUAGCAAUGUUCAUAUCAAUAAGGUGUGA